AUGUAUAGCGCUUUCACUACCAAACGGAAAAUAUUAAUUAUAUUUAUUGUUACAAUAACUGGUUGUUUAGGUCCAAUAGCUGGUAAUAUUUAUGUUCCUAUAUUACCUCAAUUACAAAUAGUUUUCAAUGUUUCAGAAACAACAAUUAAUGGUACUAUUGCAAUUUUCAUGACAAUAUUUGCUUUUGCACCUUUAAUUUGGGCAUCUUGGGCUGAUUAUGGUGGUAGAAAAUUAUUAUAUUUAAUUCCAAUUUUAUUUUAUAUUAUUGCAAAUAUUUUAUUAUCUAUAAUUCCAAUAAAUAUAAUUGCUUUAUAUAUUUUAAGAGCUGUACAAGCAUUUGGUGCUAGUAGUGUUAUGUCUGUUGGAGCAGGUACUAUUACUGAUAUUAUAGAACCUAAAAAUAGAGCAAAAGCUAUUUCAAUUUUUAUGUGGGGACCUCAAUUAGGUCCAGUUUUGGGACCUUUGUUAUCGAUGAUUGCAAUUAAAUCAUGGAGAUGGAUUUUUGGAUUUUUAGCUAUAUGGGGUUCUGUUGUUUAUUUAUUAAUUUUAUUUUUAUUACCUGAAACUUUAAGAUAUUUAGUUGGUAAUGGUGAAUGUUAUACUUCAUUUUUUAUAAAACCAAGAUUUAUUCAACCAAAAUUAGUUGAUGGAUUCCCAAGACCUCCAAAACCAAGUUUUAAAAAUUAUUAUAAUAUUUUAAAAUUUAAACCUGUUUUAAUUUGUUCUAUAAAUUCAGGUUUUUUAUUUGCAACAUUUUAUGGAGUUAUGGUUACUUUUGCAAGAAUUUUACAAGAAAAUUAUAAUUUUAAUUCAUUACAAACAAGUUUAGGUUAUUUAUGUCCUGGUGGAGCUUUAAUUAUUGGUUCAACUAUUGGUGGUUGGUUAUCUGAUAAAACUUAUAAUUUAAUACCAGAACGUAGAUUUUCAAUUCAAAUUUUAGGGUUGCUAAUUUCAAUGAGUGGGAUUAUAAUUUAUGCAUGGACAGUUGAAUUUUUAGCUCCAAUUGAAACUGUAUUUUUAGGAACUUUUUUAUCAGGUUUUGGAAUGACUUGGGUUUUUGUAACAACAACUACUUAUUUAACUGAAUGUUCAACUGGUCAACCUAGUGCUAAUGUAGCUAUUGGGAAUUUAAUGAGAAAUAUUUCUGCUGCAAUUUGUACUGUUAUAAUUGAUGAAUUGAUAAAGAAAAUGGGUUUUGGUUGGUGUUUGACAGGUUUAGCAAUGUUGGAUUUAAUAGGUAUAGUUAUGGUUUUAAUUUUGAUUAAAAAUGGAAAAAAAUGGAGAGAAGAAUAUAAAUUAAAUAAUAAAGAAUAG
Messenger RNA from Lodderomyces pseudojiufengensis, 1314 nucleotides. RefSeq lists its product as uncharacterized. Bases 1 to 1314 code for a protein of 437 amino acids. Gene Ontology annotation, biological process: transmembrane transport; amine transport. The record is from RefSeq and is a predicted model, not a curated record. Gene Ontology annotation, molecular function: amine transmembrane transporter activity. The transcript has a single exon. Lineage: Eukaryota; Fungi; Ascomycota; Pichiomycetes; Serinales; Debaryomycetaceae.